UCUUGGAAGCAAUAUUUAGCAGUGCACAAACAUAUUAUGAAUUAUUUGGUAACUCAUAAAAAAAUUCCAAAAGAAAUUUUGGACGAAGUGGAUGAAUUUUUAAAUGCAUGCAAAAAACAAAUGACCGAUGAAAUGAUCAAAGAUGAAGCAUCAAAAUUAUCAUCCUAA
Molecule: messenger RNA, 168 nt
Organism: Loa loa (African eye worm)
Lineage: Eukaryota; Metazoa; Nematoda; Chromadorea; Rhabditida; Onchocercidae
Exons: 1
Source: RefSeq, a predicted model, not a curated record